AUCUGGGCCAAAAGAACCUGCUUCUCUGUUGUAUGACGUUAUCUCAGAGAUAAAAUAAGUAAUAAUUCGGAAAUUAUUGAUUGCCAGUCAGCCUUUAUAAAAUUUGAAUCCGCAGCUGUCAGCCCCGAGGAUCCUAAUCGGGAAUGAGUUUGGCGCCAUUGGUUUUCCAGUUGGGUGACAUGGAAAGCUGAGUGCAGAAGCAGUAAACCGCGCUGUAUAAAUGUGGCGUCUUGGAGUCAGUCAGUGAGAACAGACUGUAAUCCGGGUCACAGAGUGAACAAGGCAACUCACACCGGCUGAACAACCAUGAAGUGGGGCAUCGUCGUCUUAGUCAGCUGCAUUUUGUUGCUCUCUCUACCAUGUUACGCAGAAGAAAAAGUCAACUGUUCAGACCCCAAAAAAAUAGGGUCGUGCAAAAACUAUUUCCCUUACUAUUACUACAAUACGAAAACUCAGAAAUGCGAGAAGUUUAUGUAUAGUGGCUGCGGUGGCAAUGGGAACAGGUUUAUGCAGAAAAAUGACUGCAUUAUACGAUGUGAAAGAAGUUCAAGUAAGUUCCUAAAACAUUAUUUUUACAAAUGUUCAGACCCAAAAAAAUCAGGACCGUGCAAAGCUGCCUUCCCUCGUUAUUACUACAAUGCGAAGACUCGGAAAUGCGAAAAGUUUAAGUUUGGUGGCUGCGGUGCCACUGGAAACAACUUUUUGAAACAAAGUGACUGCAUUGCACUUUGUGAAAGAAGUUCAAUCAACUGUUCAGACCCCAAAAAAAUAGGGUCGUGCAAAAACUAUUUCCCUUACUAUUACUACAAUACGAAAACUCAGAAAUGCGAGAAGUUUAUGUAUAGUGGCUGCGGUGGCAAUGGGAACAGGUUUAUGCAGAAAAAUGACUGCAUUAUACGAUGUGAAAGAAGUUCAAAAGCGAAAUAAAGGGGCAUUUCUGCUAUAUAAAUGGCACCGUUGGGACAGAGAAAUCAGUAUCAUUUGUGGCCAGAGCUAAGGAAUGGAGAUUUGAGCAUCAAAGGGAAAAACGUCAAAAUAUCAAUUCUAUUGUUUUAAAUAAUUUUACUCUUGAAAUUCUGCAUGUUAA
Messenger RNA from Hypanus sabinus (Atlantic stingray), 1087 nucleotides. RefSeq names its product BPTI/Kunitz domain-containing protein-like. Lineage: Eukaryota; Metazoa; Chordata; Chondrichthyes; Myliobatiformes; Dasyatidae. Gene Ontology annotation, molecular function: serine-type endopeptidase inhibitor activity. Bases 307 to 927 code for a protein of 206 amino acids. The transcript is spliced from 6 exons. The record is from RefSeq and is a predicted model, not a curated record.